AUGGUCAGCUCACGACGGGGCCAGGGGCAGGAGCCCUCCGGGAGCUCAGCCCAGCCGCCCCCAUUCCUCACGAAAACGUAUGAGCUCGUGGAGGACGUCGCGACGAAUGACAUCGUCUCCUGGAGCGCAUUGGGCUCCAGCUUCGUUGUGUGGAAGCCGGCUGAGUUUGCAAGAGACCUGCUGCCUCUGCAUUUCAAGCACAAUAAUUUCUCAAGCUUCGUGAGGCAGUUAAAUACAUAUGGAUUCCGUAAAGUUGACCCAGAUCGUUGGGAAUUUGCCAACGAAAACUUCCUUCAGGGUCAGCCUGAGUUACUGAAGUCCAUCCACAGGAGGAAGACAGCGGCUGCACAGCCUAACAUUGAUGGUAGCCAAUCUGCAUUGGUCCACAGCAGUCCUGCAAUUGAGAUAGGGCAAUUUGGUGGGCUGAAGGAUGAAGUUGAAGCACUAAAGAGGGACAAGAAUGUUUUAAUGUUAGAGCUGGUGAGAUUGAGGCAGCAACAGCAGUGGACAGACAAUGAACUGCGAGGUCUGGCUCAGAGGGUGAAUGUUGCAGAGAACAGGCAGGUGGAGAUGCUGCAUCUCUUCAGCAGAUUCUUGCAGAACCCUGGCCUGCUCUCUCAGAUGCUCCAAGCUGCCAACAAGCGAGGCAACCGGGUGGGAUCCUCCAAGGCACCAGGCCGCCGGAAGCGACGCAAUAGAGACAGCGACGUGACCAUGGAUGGAGUGGAAAAUGACAACGAGAUGGAAAGUGGGACAGAGGAGAAUCAGCUUAUCCAGUACAAACCGCCCAACAUCCCUGGGCAGGAGUACACGGAUGCCUUGCUCAGCCUGUUGGACACUCUGACCCAUGGGACGGCCUUGCAGAGCCAAAGCCAAAGCCACAAUCACAACCCAGGGCAUACAGAAUUUGGUCCCAGCAUUCCUGUUGGAGCUCCUGGCCAGGGCGAUGCUUUUGCCAGUCUUGGGGAUCUGUCAUCGCCAAGUGCAGGUACAGAGCUUGAGAGGGCAGGACUUGAGCUGGGCAUCCCUGUGGAACCCUCUCUGGGAACGUCAAUUCAGCCUGGCUCCCUUGAACGAAACCCCUCUGGUCCGCCCAUGUAUCAAGGCCUCUCUGGUCUGUCACCGUCAUCUCUGGCGAAUGCACCAGCCCUGCCCUUCCCUUCGCUGUCAGCAACACAGCCCAGUAUUGUAUUCCCACCAUUGGACAGCACCAUGGAUGGCACUGCCUCUGGAGCAGUGAGGGCUGCAACAGAGACAGAGUCUACUUUGGCAACAGGUCUUGCAAGUGCUGAAGGCGGGGCAGUGUUCAAGGCAGAGGAUCCCCAGGCCACCAAGUCUCCUGCUGAUGGGUACAGCAUGGUGACGCCGUUUUCGAUGGCAUCAUCUGGCCCAAUGUCCCCCGUUUUUGCAGCGCCCAGCGGGAAUGAUGUUUCGAUGGACUUCCCCGACAGCCUGCCUUCCCUUAAGUCGUCAGACCUGAUGAUGCUGGAGUCCGAUGCGCUGCACAAUGCAUUUCAGAGGGACGACUCCUUGUGGAAAGAGUUUCUGGCUACACCUGAAGAGACGUGUGGGUUGGGGAGUUUGAAGUUGGAAGAUCAGCCAGAAACUUGA
This is a messenger RNA of Ostreobium quekettii, 1611 nucleotides long. The record is from the annotation of a GenBank genome assembly. NCBI's taxonomy places the organism in Eukaryota, Viridiplantae, Chlorophyta, Ulvophyceae, Bryopsidales, Ostreobiaceae.